This is a messenger RNA of Prorocentrum cordatum, 963 nucleotides long. Lineage: Eukaryota; Dinophyceae; Prorocentrales; Prorocentraceae. The record is from the annotation of a GenBank genome assembly.
AUGAAGAGGGGCGAGGUGCAGACGGAGUGGAAACAGGCAGUCGGCGACAGGGAGAUAGCAUCUGUGGUCCUUCAGCUGGGCAAGGACAGGCUUUUCGUUGGCUGCGGUCAGUCCAUUCAUGGCUACACACGCAAGGGCAAAGAGUUCGUAAAGAUCCAGACAAACCUGGCGGAGACGAUCAACCACCUCUUUGUGCACGAGAAUGUGAUCUGGACAGGCGGGGAGUACAUCAUGAACAUUUACGACCAGUGUGCAGAUUGCGGCUCUUGCUCCGUCAAAGACCGCAUCAACGACUUGCUGUGUGCGCCCGUUGCCCCAGGGGACAUGUUGAGCGCAAUCGUUGCUUGCCAGGACAAGUUCAUACGGAUCUACAACGGUCCCAGCCUCUAUCACGAGUUUGGCGUCGAGGGCCCUGCUUCCGCGCUGGGCUUCUACAGCGAUCCUGACCCGGAGACCCGGAAGAGUGGUGAUCCUAUGCUCAUGCUCUACGGCACCGAACAAGGCAACGUCAACCUGUGCAAGGUUGAUGCGAAGCAGAUGCAGAAGACCGCCACCAUCUCGGAUCGACAGAUGAGACCUGGUAUGGCAGGUCCGGCGGCGGCGACGCGGAGGGCCAGAGUCUGCACCCUGCACACGGCGGACGUCCUGAAGAGCGGCACUUUGGACUUCCUGGUGGGGCGGGACGACGGCAACUUCGAGGUCUGGAACCUCGGCGAGAGCUCCGUCGCCGCCUUCUCGAACGGCAUGGACCAGCUGCCGCCGACCCUGUGCUUCGAGACCUGCCUGCAGGAGAGCAUCCAGUCGAUGGACUCCGGCAACGUCACCGGGAGCGAGCACACGGAGGUGGUCCUGACCACCUACGGCGGCAAGGUGCUCGCCUUCACGCCCGAGGGCGCCGCGAGAGACCCCACUGGGGCAGCGGUGGCGCAGAUGGAGGAGCCCGACGGGUGUGCUUUUGGAUAA